Molecule: messenger RNA, 1026 nt
Organism: Aricia agestis (brown argus)
Lineage: Eukaryota; Metazoa; Arthropoda; Insecta; Lepidoptera; Lycaenidae
Product: neurogenic locus protein delta-like
Exons: 6
Coding region: 1-1023 (340 amino acids)
Biological process (GO): cell communication
Cellular component (GO): membrane
Molecular function (GO): calcium ion binding
Source: RefSeq, a predicted model, not a curated record
AUGUCUAAGUUUUUAUCCAUCAAGCCAUAUGAAACUGUUUUACCCAUCAAACACGGGGUACAUCGCAAGAGUGUCCAGGCGUGCGAGCUGCCCGCGGUCCAGUCCGAGCACAGCCACUACGUGUGCGACGAGAAGGGCGAGCCCAAGUGUCUGCCCGGCUGGCAGGGAGACCUCUGCGACGUGCCGAUAUGCAAGAAGGGAUGUGAUCCUUUACAAGGUUUCUGCACCCGGCCGGGCGAGUGUCGGUGCAAGUUGGGUUUCUACGGGGACAAGUGUAACAAGUGUAUCCCGCUGCCGGGCUGCCAGCACGGCUACUGCAACGUCUCCUUCGAGUGCAUCUGCAGGGACGGCUGGGAUGGCAUCUUCUGUUCUGAACCCAUGUGCCGCUCCGACUGCCACUCCACGCGUGGCUACUGCGAGAACCCCGGCGAGUGUCGCUGCAAGCUGGGCUGGGCUGGCCCCACGUGCCGCGCCUGCCAGCCGCUACCUGGCUGCCAGCACGGCUACUGCGACAAGCCGCUAGAGUGCAAGUGCUUACCCGGAUACACUGGCUUGCUAUGCCAGACGCCGGUGUGCGCCCCCGGCUGCCACGGUGAGCGGGGCUACUGCCGUCGCCCGGGCGAAUGCCGCUGCAAGGUGGGCUGGACCGGCCCCUCGUGCCGCGAGUGUCACCGCUACCCGGGCUGCGUGCACGGCACGUGUAACAAGCCCUGGGAGUGUUUGUGCGAGAAGGGCUGGGGAGGCAUGCUGUGUGAUGAAGAACUAAACUACUGCGAGAAGAAUCCUGGCACGUGCCAGAAUGGCGGUCGCUGCCAGUCCCUCGAGGCGAUGGACGGCCACUUCCGGUGCCAGUGCCCGCCUGGCAUCAGCGGCAAACACUGCGAGAACCUGCCAGACAGCAUGACCACUCCGACCACUACUACAACCACUAACGCAACAACAACCACUACAACCACGACCACUACCACUGAGGCGGAAGAAGUAGAGGAGACUACUGAACAAAGCGACAAUGAGACUGAAUAGAAA